Messenger RNA from Gaeumannomyces tritici R3-111a-1, 2102 nucleotides. RefSeq lists its product as hypothetical. NCBI's taxonomy places the organism in Eukaryota, Fungi, Ascomycota, Sordariomycetes, Magnaporthales, Magnaporthaceae. The transcript has a single exon. The record is from RefSeq and is a predicted model, not a curated record. Bases 466 to 1530 code for a protein of 354 amino acids. Gene Ontology annotation, molecular function: protein binding.
ACCGACCGAGCCGAGAAGACAACCUGCGGGGUUGCAAGUCGACGUUGAAGUGGGGGGCUGGGCUGGCGUGUUUGUUGUCAGUCAACAGCAAAUCGAGCCAACCAUCAACGCUGGAACGGCCCGGCGUGGCUGAAACAGGAAAUGCAGGCAGGCUUGUCAGCGAUUGGUGCUCAAGCUCGGAGCUCCCUGACGUACUAGCCAGGCACCUACAAACCAAGCCAUGCGUCUCAUUGGCGCGAACAUGCCGGGCCCUACCUCUAGGCAGAACCGUUUGCUUCUUGAUUACUGGUUGAGACCUCCAAGGAGGUGUUGGCUGAAAAGAAGGUCAAGCUCGGCCCUGCCACACACACACACACACACACACACACACACACACACACACAGCAGUCGAGCCCAGCAUCACCAGCUCCCUCGACUACCCGUUCAACAAACCGUCUACCUAUUACCUCUAGGUAGCCCGCAGAGAUGUGGCAGACAGAGCGCGCCCAGGCCCUGGGCCUCAUAGUCAUGGGGACCGGCGAGCUUCUCACCAAUGUCCUGGGCCACCUCGACCAGCGGACCCUCCUCUGCUCCGCCGUGCGCGUCUGCCACCGGUGGAACGACCUGAUCGAGACCGCCCCCGACAUCCAGCAGCGCCACUUCUUCAGCCCCGUCCCGCAGAGGGACACCUCGAACCCCUCGCCGCUCGACUGGGACGACGACGACGACGACGACGACAGCAACGACGACGACCCGCCCGUCCGGCUCAACCCCCUCCUCGCCCGAGUCUUCCGCCGCUUCUUCACGCCCGCCUGCACGCCCAGCCACAUCGCCUUCAGCGACGUCUUCGCCAGCCCGGCCGACUGCAACAGGGGCGCCCGCCCCCACGCCGAGCUGACCCCCGAGUCCCGCGCCCGCUUCGCCGCCAUCCUCCAGCCGCCGCCGCCGCCGCCGCCACAGUCGGGCGGCGCGAGCUGGCGCCGGGCGCUGACGCAGCAGCCUCCCGUGCGGCGCCUGGGGGUCUGGGUCCAGCUGCAGAGCGACUUCCGGCCGGCCCCGGGCGCCCUCGGCGAGCCCCCCGCGGGGACCGUCCUGGCCACCACCACCGCCACCAGCACCGCCACCGCCAGCAUCAGCGGCCGCUUCUACGUCGUCGAGUACCCGGCCGGCCUGCGCAUGGGCGAGCUGUACGACCUCUGCCUGGGCCCGCCGGGCAGGCCCAACCUCAGCCUGCGGCCCUUCUGGAGCCCGCAGACGCCCGCGGUGUGGCGCCCGCCCGGCGCCGUCGGAGGUAGGCGGCGCCGCCUGGGCGGCAGGAGGAGGUGCGGUGGCGGCCAGGAGAAGGAGCUGGCGCGCGUGCUGCAGACCGCGGCCCUCCAUCCGGCAUGGCAGGGCGUCGACGGCGUGCUGCGGCUCUUCAAGUCCAGCACCUCGUGGGACGCCGCCGACAGGGUCCGCCGCCUCGAUUUCAUGCAGCAGUUUGUGUUCCCCGAGGCCGAGGCUGAGGCUGAGGUUCAGCGUAGCUUUUGGUCGAGCCUGCUUUUUGGUUAGAAUCCUGGUGGCAAAUGUGUUGAACAGCAGAUGGCGCUGAGUGAAGUCUGCCAUACCUACCAUAAAAAGAUGACAGUUUUACAGGUCCCAGGGACUAGAAUCAUUAAUGCUAUGGUCAUUUCUUUUUCUCAUCUUUCUUCCUACUCCCCCCUCUCAGUUUCUCCCUGUUAUUGUUAUUCCUGUUAUUGUUAUUCCUGUUAUUCUCAUUCCUAUUCUUACAGUCCUAGCAGCCCCUUCGGUGUGGAGGCGUGCGUGUGUCAGGCAUCAUGCGUCGGGCAUUAUUUGUUGCCUCUUUUGUAAGGUAUACUCGGGGGUUGUACGUUAACCCCCGAGUAAGUCAUGUCAUGAUCAAUAUUUCACAAAGCGCUCAGCCCCUUUCCGCUUCAAUGGCCCCUCGGACAGCACAAGGAUAAAGAAAGUUGAAGCCAACGCGACACAAGGCUCGACCCGUCUGCAAUUUAUGCAUUAAAUCAUGAGCAAGGUCACCUUGGCAAACAGCAUGCAACCAUCUAAUACUACUCCCACUAGGGCGAUAAAGCAGCCCGGCCGCAACAAGGGAGAUAAAAACCAAC